Molecule: messenger RNA, 1014 nt
Organism: Meloidogyne enterolobii
Lineage: Eukaryota; Metazoa; Nematoda; Chromadorea; Rhabditida; Meloidogynidae
Source: the annotation of a GenBank genome assembly
AUGCUAUAUUUCUUUAUUUCAUUUAUUUUAUUAAUAAAUUUAAAUAUUUAUGUUUGUCAAAACAAUUCAUCCGAAACAACAACAAUAAUAUCAACAACACAAACAACACCCAAAACAACAACAACAACAUCCCAACCAAAACAAUCAACUUUAUCUUCAACAACAUCAACACAACUUGUGCUUAAAGUUGGAAUAUUGGGGGCAAAUUCUAGUGAAUUAAGAUCUGCUUAUGGUUUUGGACAAAGUGUUCCAGCAAUUUCCAUUGCUAUACAAAGGGCUAGAAAUGAACAUUUAAUUGAUUUUGUUAAUUUUACAUUUACUUGGUUAAUUUGUGAUUGUGAUCAAGUACUUGCUGUUGGAUAUUCUAAUAAAUUAAUUCUUGACCAAGAUGUUGAUGUUAUUAUUGGGCCUCCUUGUGUUACAGCCUCGCUCAAGCAGUCGAAUCUGUUCUUAUGCAAUUUCAAUGGUCUGAAGUAUCUCUCGUUUAUAUUCCUGACAAUAGUUGGAUAUUACUUCCCGCAAGAUUUUGAAAGUAUAGUAAAUUCAAAUCCAAAUUUAACAAUUGUAUAUAAUCAACAAAUGUUAGCAACACCUGAAAAUAUGAGAAGCACACUUUUACAAUUGGGGAAUCGUUCAAGAAUCGUAGUAGCCAAUAUAGAUAAUAUUACAACAAGACGUGAUUUUUUGUUAGCAAUAACUGAUACUGGAAUAGCUCAGAGUAAUGAAUUUGUGUUUAUUUUUGCACAAUUAAGAAAUCUUGGAAUGUUACAACAAAUAAGUACUGGCACAAAUGUAUCAAAAUAUAAUAAUUUUUGGAUGACAACGAAUGGAGUUGAUGAUGGACGUGAUGGAGAUGCUUUGAAGGCUGCAAGAAGGACAAUUAUUAUUGAUUUAGAAAAUGAAUCCAAUUCUCAAAUUGAUGCUUUUAUGGCACAAAUGACAUCUGAAUUUGGGAAGCCGCCCUUUAACUGUAUAAAUGAAUGCAUGGGUGGACCUAAUGAUCAAAUUGUUUAG